AUGAGGAAUAUAUACGCUUUUGCCCUGCUGCUCAUUGCAGUCUUUGCAAGCACCUCCAGCGGUGCUAGCGUUUCCGAUCUUCUGUGUCGCAACAAGGCCAACGGUAUUCGGGCCCUGGUGCCCGGCAGUUGCUCCAGGUUCUAUGAGUGCCACAAUGGCGUUGCCAAGGAAUAUUCGUGUCCCAACUUCUACGACUUCAAGAUCCGCAGCUGCGUGACCUAUAACCCUGGUUGCGUCGAGGGGGUUGUAACCGAGCCAGUGGCACAGCAGUCUGUACGGGAUACCGCUCAACCGUGCAGUGGGGCCACCACCACUGCACCACCUUGCGUCAAGCCCACAACCAAGCCUCCAUGCGACGGAGCUCCUACUACCACAACCACAACCUGUGCUCCUGGAAUAAUCACAACAACAACCACAACCACUGAAUAUCCAACCACCACGACAACAACAUGUACCCCAACGACCACCACUACUACUACCACGACAACAACCACAACCACAACAACAACAACCACAACAUGUGCCCCCAUAACUACGACUACUACAACCACUGAGGCUCCAACCACUACCACAACCACAACAACAUGUGCCCCAACAACCACUUCUACUACUACCACGACAACAACCACAACCACAACUACAACUACAACCACAACUACAACUACAACUACAACUACAACAACAACGACAACCACAACAUGUGCCCCAACUACUACGACUACUACAACCACAGAGGCUCCAACCACUACCACAACAACAUGUGCUCCAACAACCACUACUACUACUACCACGACAACAACCACAACCACAACUACAACUACAACCACAACCACAACCACAACCACAACCACAACCACAACCACAACCACAACAACAACAACCACAACGACAACCACAACAUGUGCCCCAACUACAUCGACUACUACAACUACAGAGGCUCCAACCACUACCACAACCACAACAACAUGUGCCCCAACAACCACCACUACUACUACCACGACAACAACCACAACGACAACCACAACAACAACCACAACGACAACAACCACAACGACAACAACCACAACGACAACAACAACAACAACGACAACCUCUACAUGUGCCCCAAUAACUACGACUACUACAACCACUGAGGCUCCAACCACUACCACAACAGCAUGUGCCCCAACAACCACCACUACUACUACCACGACAACAACGACAACCACUACAACAACUACCACUACUACUACCACGACAACAACGACAACCACAACAACAACGACUACCACAACAUGUGCCCCAACAACUACGACUACUACUACCACGACAACAACGACAACCACAACAACUACUACAACAACAACAACCACAACAACAACGACUACUACAACAUGUGCCCCAACAACUACGACUACUACAACCACUGAGGCUCCCACCACUACCACAACUACAACAACAUGUGCCCCUACAACCACCACUACUACUACCACGACAACAACCACAACGACUACCACAACAACUACUACAACCACAACAUGUUCCCCAACAACCACCACUACUACUACCACGACAACAACCACAACGACAACCACAACAACAACAACAACGACUACCACAACAACUACUACAACCACAACAUGUUCCCCAACAACCACCACUACUACUACCACGACAACAACCACAACGACAACCACAACAACAACAACAACGACUACCACAACAACUACUACAACCACAACAUGCGCCCCAACCACUACCAAAUCUACAACGACAUGUGCCCCAACAACCACAACCACCAAAUGCGCUGACAAAACAACUACAACCACCGAAUGCGCUGACAAAACUACUACAACCACAACAUGCGCCUCAACCACUACCAAAUCUACAACGACAUGUGCCCCAACAACCACAACCACCAAAUGCGCUGACAAAACAACUACAACCACCGAAUGCGCUGACAAAACUACUACAACCACCGAGUGCGCUGACAAAACAACAACCACCCAAUGCGCUGACGCCACAACAACUGUCUGCCCCACAGCCGCGAAGGCGUUGGCUGCCACCCACUCGCAACGUAAUCCCGUCCGCCGCAAUCCUGUCCACCGCCUUCUUUGGGAAGUGGCCCAAUGGGCGGGUAUUUCGUCCGCCAGUUCUGAGGUUGCGAUCAAGGUUUCCUGCUCCGGCAAACCCGAUGGAUUCCUGAUGGCAUCUCCCGAGCGGUGCAACGACUACUACAUCUGUCGCCACCAGCGCGCCCUGAAGGUCAGCUGUGGUGAUAGAUACUUCAACGGACUGAAGGGCAUCUGUGAUCUCCCCGAAAACACCAGCUGCGUCCAGUCCUAA
Molecule: messenger RNA, 2325 nt
Organism: Drosophila subpulchrella
Lineage: Eukaryota; Metazoa; Arthropoda; Insecta; Diptera; Drosophilidae
Product: mucin-2
Exons: 2
Coding region: 1-2325 (774 amino acids)
Cellular component (GO): extracellular region
Molecular function (GO): chitin binding
Source: RefSeq, a predicted model, not a curated record